Messenger RNA from Hibiscus syriacus, 683 nucleotides. RefSeq lists its product as uncharacterized. Bases 146 to 508 code for a protein of 120 amino acids. Lineage: Eukaryota; Viridiplantae; Streptophyta; Magnoliopsida; Malvales; Malvaceae. The record is from RefSeq and is a predicted model, not a curated record. The transcript has 2 exons.
GUCAAGUGUAUAAUUCCUUUCACCCAUUGUUGCUGCUCCUGCUCCUGCUUCUGCUUCUGAAACAACACACUCCAACAUUCCAGGUUACAAAAACGAUCAAGCUUUGCUUCUCGCAUAGGAUCGGAAACAUAUUCGAGGGUUGAUCAUGAUAAAGCCAUCGGGUACCAGAAACCAGAGGUGCAAAGGCGUCAAGGUAAAGCAUGUGUUGCAGAUAUGUGGGAUGCUUGCCCUUUGCAUCUGGCUGCUGCAUCAGUUUAGAAGCACUUACGAUCAUAAUGCCAUUGGACUUGUUCAAACUGUAAUGAGUGGGAAUGGGGCUUUGAAACUUGGGAGGAAGGACCUCGAUCCUCGAAUUCAAGUGUCGUCGACGAUGGAGAUCAUCGAAACCGGAGAAGUUGAAGCCGAAGAUGAUAAAAGAGGGAGUGACCAAGAGAAAUCUGAAGGAGAAGAAAGCGAAGAAGUUGAGGAUCUCAUUGAUGAGGAAGAUACACUCGAAAGUAGCGAUUAAAAUCUCGAGAAAAUUGAGAUACAAAGCAUUUAUGACGAGAAGUCGAUGUGUACACUUCUGCUUCCUUUUCUUUCGAUCGUGAGAAAUUGGUUAAGAUCGUAAAUAAUUAGGAAGGAACAAAAUCAGUGUAGUGCUGUAUCAAUACGAGUUUUGACUUGUAAAAGUAUGUAUAAUG